Messenger RNA from Xiphias gladius (swordfish), 5202 nucleotides. It is a transcript of the gene actn1, whose product is annotated as actinin, alpha 1. The transcript has 29 exons. The record is from RefSeq and is a predicted model, not a curated record. Gene Ontology annotation, molecular function: calcium ion binding; actin filament binding. Gene Ontology annotation, cellular component: Z disc; cell projection; cell junction. The coding region runs from base 244 to 3951 and encodes 1235 amino acids. Gene Ontology annotation, biological process: actin cytoskeleton organization; muscle cell development. NCBI's taxonomy places the organism in Eukaryota, Metazoa, Chordata, Actinopteri, Istiophoriformes, Xiphiidae.
GAGACACAGAGAUCCUCCGCCGGAGCAGGAAGCUGCUGCCGGGACUGCCGAGAGGGUCAGAGGAGGUACGAAACAACGUCGACAUCAGUAGGCAGCGGGGGAGCCACCAUAAUGUAGACCCAGCCGUGUGCCACAUCCGCCGAACAACGCGAGCAGGUGUCGAGGCUGCAGCGGUGAAGACAAAAGCAGAGCCGGGUCGUGUUUUUCUGCUUUUCUUUUCUUUUUUUUUUUUACGCGGCGAAAAUGAAGGAGCUGAAGGGCUGCGGUAUGCGGUCCUCGGUGGGCUUUCUGUCCCGCAGAGAGCUGACUGGGCAGCCGCUCAUGAAGGAGGAAUUCCAGAGACGCAGGCUGGCCGGCUGCACCAGCCUCUACAAGAAGGAUAUGCUCGGACAUUUUGGCUGUGUCAACGCCAUUGAGUUCUCCAACAACGGCGGGGAAUGGCUGGUGUCUGGAGGCGAUGACCGCCGGGUGCUCCUGUGGCACAUGGAGAAGGCCAUCCAUGCUCGGUCCAAGCCUGUGAAACUGAAGGGGGAACACCUGUCCAACAUCUUCUGCCUGGCCUUUGACAGUACCAACAAAAAGGUCUUCUCUGGUGGAAACGAUGAACAGGUGAUUCUUCACGAUGUGGAGAGAAGGGAAACUCUGAACGUGUUCCUGCACAUCGAUGCCGUGUACAGCUUGUCUGUCAGCCCGGUAAAUGACAACGUGUUUGCCAGCUCCUCUGACGACGGACGGGUUCUCAUCUGGGACACUCGCGAGCCGCCACAUGGAGAGCCGUUCUGCCUGGCCAGCUACCCCUCAGCCUUCCACAGUGUGAUGUUCAACCCUGUGGAGCCCAGGCUGCUCGCCACAGCCAACUCCAAGGAGGGGGUGGGAUUAUGGGACAUCCGCAAGCCACGCAGCUCGCUGCUGCGUUACGGAGGCAGCAUGUCCUUACAGAGCGCCAUGAGCGUUCGCUUCAACAGCACCGGCACUCAGCUGCUGGCGCUGCGUCGCCGCCUGCCGCCCGUCCUCUACGAGCUGCACUCCCGCCUGCCCAGCUUCCAGUUCGACAACCAGGGCUACUUCAACUCCUGCACCAUGAAAAGCUGCUGCUUCGCUGGGGACAGAGAUCAGUACAUCUUGUCUGGGUCGGAUGACUUCAACCUCUACAUGUGGAAAAUCCCAAAGGAUCCAGAGGCAGGAGGCCCUGGCCGUGUGGUGAACGGGGCUUUCAUGGUCCUGAAGGGGCACCGCUCCAUAGUGAACCAGGUCCGCUUCAACCCUCACACCUACAUGAUCUGCUCAUCCGGUGUGGAGAAAGUCAUCAAGACAUUUACAGCUUGGUGUAACUCUCACCUGAGGAAAGCAGGCACGCAGAUCGAGAACAUCGAGGAGGACUUCCGGGAUGGACUGAAACUCAUGCUGCUGCUCGAGGUCAUCUCAGGUGAACGCUUGGCCAAACCAGAAAGAGGCAAGAUGAGAGUCCACAAGAUCUCUAACGUUAACAAGGCACUCGACUUUAUCGCCAGCAAAGGAGUGAAGCUGGUGUCUAUUGGUGCAGAGGAGAUCGUAGAUGGCAAUGCUAAGAUGACCCUGGGAAUGAUCUGGACCAUAAUCCUCCGCUUUGCCAUCCAAGACAUUUCAGUGGAAGAGACAUCUGCCAAAGAGGGCCUCCUGUUGUGGUGCCAGAGGAAGACUGCACCCUACAAGAAUGUCAACAUCCAAAACUUUCACAUCAGCUGGAAAGAUGGUUUGGGUUUCUGUGCACUCAUUCAUCGACACCGUCCAGAGCUCAUCGACUAUGGAAAACUUCGCAAGGAUGACCCCAUGACCAACCUGAACACAGCUUUCGACGUGGCAGAGAAGUACCUGGACAUCCCCAAGAUGUUGGACGCAGAAGACAUUGUGGGCACUGCCCGUCCGGACGAGAAGGCGAUCAUGACCUACGUCUCUAGCUUCUACCACGCCUUCUCGGGCGCCCAGAAGGCAGAGACGGCGGCCAACAGGAUCUGCAAGGUGCUGGCUGUCAACCAAGAGAAUGAGCAGCUGAUGGAGGACUAUGAGAAGCUGGCCAGUGAUCUGCUGGAGUGGAUCCGUCGCACUAUCCCCUGGCUGGAGAACCGCAUGCCCGAGAACACCAUGCAGGCCAUGCAGCAGAAGCUGGAGGACUUCAGAGAUUACCGCCGCCUCCACAAGCCGCCCAAAGUGCAGGAAAAGUGCCAGCUGGAGAUCAACUUCAACACCUUGCAGACCAAACUGAGGCUCAGCAACAGGCCCGCCUUCAUGCCCUCAGAGGGAAAGAUGGUCUCGGACAUUAACAACGCGUGGGGAAAUCUAGAGGGAGCAGAGAAGGGCUAUGAAGAGUGGCUGUUAAAUGAGAUUCGCAGGCUGGAGAGACUCGACCACCUGGCGGAGAAAUUCCGCCAGAAAGCAGCUAUCCAUGAAGCUUGGACUGAAGGUAAGGAGGACAUGCUGCAGAAGCGUGACUACGAGACGGCCUCUCUUUCAGAGAUCAAGGCCCUGCUGAAGAAACACGAGGCCUUUGAGAGUGACCUGGCCGCACAUCAGGACCGUGUGGAGCAGAUCGCGGCCAUCGCACAGGAGUUAAAUGAGCUGGACUACUACGACUCCCCCAGUGUUAACGCUCGCUGCCAGCGGAUCUGUGAUCAGUGGGACACACUGGGAGCUCUGACCCAGAAACGCAGUGAGGCUUUGCAGAGAACUGAGAAGCUGCUUGAAACCAUUGACCAACUGUACCUUGAGUUUGCCAAAAGAGCGGCUCCAUUCAACAACUGGAUGGAGGGCGCCAUGGAAGACCUGCAGGACACCUUUAUCGUUCACACCAUCGAAGAAAUCCAGGGAUUAAGCACAGCCCACGAGCAGUUCAAAGCCACGCUGCCAGAGGCAGACAAAGAGCGCCUGGCCAUCCUGGGCAUCCACAAUGAGAUUGCCAAGAUCGUGCAGACCUAUCAUGUGAAUAUGGCUGGCACCAACCCCUACACCACCAUCAACCCGCAGGAGAUUAACGCCAAAUGGGACAAGGUCAGGCAGCUGGUGCCUCAGCGCGACCAGGCUCUGAUCGAGGAACACGCCCGGCAGCAGAACAACGAGCGUCUGCGCAGACAGUUUGCCAACCAGGCCAAUGUCAUCGGGCCCUGGAUCCAGAACAAGAUGGAGGAAAUUGGCCGCAUCUCCAUUGAGAUGCACGGCACCCUGGAGGACCAGCUGACACACUUACGCCAGUACGAGAAGAGCAUCGUCAACUACAAGCCAAAGAUCGACCAGCUGGAGGGAGACCACCAGCUCAUUCAGGAAGCGCUCAUCUUUGACAACAAGCACACCAACUACACCAUGGAGCACAUCCGCGUGGGCUGGGAACAGCUACUCACCACCAUCGCCCGCACCAUCAAUGAAAUCGAGAACCAGAUCUUGACGCGGGACGCCAAGGGCAUCAGCCAGGAGCAGCUGAACGAGUUCCGGGCUUCCUUCAACCACUUCGACAGGGACCGCUCGGGCACUCUGGGCGCGGAGGAGUUCAAGGCCUGCCUGAUCAGCCUGGGCUUCGAUAUCGCCAACGAUGCACAGAAGAGAACAGGAAUCAUGGAUGCUGAAGACUUCAAAACCUGCCUUAUCUCCAUGGGUUACAACCUGGGUGAAAACGAGUUCUCCCGCAUCAUGAGCAUAGUGGACCCAAACAGGAUGGGCAUCGUUACCUUCCAGGCCUUCAUCGACUUCAUGUCCCGCGAGACAGCCGACACAGACACUGCCGACCAAGUGAUGGCCUCCUUCAAGGUUCUGGCAGGGGAUAAGAACUAUAUUUUAGCCGACGAGCUGCGCCGGGAGCUGCCUCCAGACCAGGCGGAGUACUGUAUCGCCCGCAUGGCCCCCUACACCGGCCCUGACGGCGUGCCGGGAGCCCUCGACUACAUGUCGUUCUCUACCGCUCUGUACGGAGAGAGCGACCUCUGAACACUCUGUCAGUUGUCCUGACUUGGGACCACCAGCCUACCUGCUCCCAUCACCCCCACGUCCACCGACUGCCCCGUCACCACACUCCUGUCCUACUGCGCUCAUUUUUUGUACGUCUCUGGCCUUAUCUUUUUGUCAUAAUCCUCUGUCUCCUCCUCCUCCUCCUCCACCUGCUCUGCCUCCUCCCGCCUGUCCAGCCUCUUCACCGCUUCUUCACACUCUUUCUCAGUUGUAUUUGCUUCCCACGCAAUGCAGCAGCUCUCCAGGUUUACAAAGAGGGAGAGAAAAAAAUGUUUGUUUCUGUUUUUAUUUUCUUGUUGUCAUUGUUUUUCUUCAUAAAAUGAAUAAAGUUAACAUAUUUUAUUAUACUGAACAAAAAAAGGUAUUUUUCUUCACCUGAUUGAAAAUAAGAGACAAAAAUUGUAAUAAAGAAAAAUUGCUAUACUUUCUCUUCUUAUUCUGUUUGCUGCAGGGCUCAAUUAUGGUUUUUUCAUAGAUUUACAUCAACAGUUUGUGCAUUUAGCUGACUCUCUGAUCCAGAACAACUUACAAUGACAGUGAUACAAGGAAAAGUAAAUGCGUAUAUCAUCAAACUGUAUGUAUACAUCCCUACGUCUCUGGAAAAGCAGGUAAGAACCGAACCCACACUCGUUAACAUGGAUGUGGCGGCGUAAAUACUCCCACCUGAAGGUUGUGAUUACCUGCAUUAAGAGGAGGUGAUACAUGCAUAAAUGGUUUUGCGUCUCUUAUCCAUUUUCCACAGGUCAAAUACUUAACAUUACUUUCCAGUUUUCAAACAUUUAAACCGCACCUGUUAGACUUUGGAUGGUGGUUAAACAGCCAUUUAGUUUCCAAAACCUCAUGUGAGUAUAUAACAAAACUUGGAUAGAAACUUAGUCAAGGAAGUCCUCUACAGCGAACAUCAUAUCAGUUUUUUCUUGUUUACUGUAAGUUAUCAGCGUGGUAAUGCAGUGCAGACAAUUUAAAUUAAUCCAUCAUUUCACCUGCAGUAUAGACCUUUUGCUAAUAUCAGUGAGCAGUGGUGCAAGAAGUACUCACAUCUUUUACUCAGUUUCAAGUAGAAGUCGCGCAUUCAAAAAUUUUGCUUUGGUAAGAGUAGCAUUAGAGACCAAAAAUAUUAUACCAAAAGUGAAAGUACUCGUUAUGCGGAGUGACCCGUUUCAGAAUAAUAUAUAUUACUGUAUUAUGACUAUUGAUACAUUAGCGUGUACAUCACUUUAAUGUUGCAGC